Messenger RNA from Aspergillus lentulus, 1221 nucleotides. Its product is annotated as BSD domain-containing protein. The record is from RefSeq and is a predicted model, not a curated record. NCBI's taxonomy places the organism in Eukaryota, Fungi, Ascomycota, Eurotiomycetes, Eurotiales, Aspergillaceae. Gene Ontology annotation, cellular component: cytoplasm.
AUGGAUAUCGCAUACGAUCAUAUUCAAGAGGAGAUCUUCUCCUCCAAUGAGUCAUCGAAGAAAGAAGGCUCACAACACGACUCCAAAGCCAACUCCAACGUCGACCUCAACACCGAACUGCAAGAGACAUUUCGCGCCUUUUCCGCGAGCCCCUGGGGGAUAAAGAUCGGUGGUCUGUGGGAUAAUGUCCGCAAACAAGGCGAGAGUUACUAUGAAGGAGCCAGGCAAGAGUACGCCGCGGCCAGCGAGGAGGCCGCCAAGGGCCUCUCGGACUUGAAAGAGACAAUCGUUGGACGCACGCGAGGCCUGUCGCUAAGUACAGCUUUUACUUCUGCGUCGUCGGAGAGAAGUAAGGAUGAGACGCCGACGCCCACUGCGUCCCGAGCAGGAGAAAGUCAGGAAGAGGGACACAGCGAUGCUGGCGCAAGCGAGGGUUUCCUCUCCCGAUUCAAGGCAGAGGCUGCAAGACGACUGAAGGAGAUUGAGAAGGCCGAGGAAGCUGCAGAUGAAGCGAUUCUGCGCUUUGGUAUGACCAUUGGCCAAAAGCUGCGGGAGGCGGUCAGCAUUGUGCCGCCAGACGCGGAAUCGUCAAACAAGAUCCUUUUCGAGAGUAAGGAUGCCGAGGGGAAGAGAGUUAUCCAUGCGACCCGGUUUGAGGCUCAGCUACAUGUGAUCCAUUCCAACCUGGAGAGCUUCACCAAGGACCCUGUCAGUGACAAGUGGGCCGCGUUCAAGGAGGAGUUCAACGUAGACAACAAGACCGACGCCAUUGCCGCGGAUUUGGAGAAGUACCCUGAGCUGCGAUCCGCCAUGGAGAAGCUUGUUCCUGAGCAGGUCGAUUAUGCAACCUUCUGGUCUCGGUACUAUUUCCUCCGCCUCGUGAUUGAGACCGAAGAGCAGAAGCGCAAGGAACUUCUUAAAGGCGCCAAUGUGGAUGAAGAGGAAGAGGUUGCUUGGGACGAUGACUCCGACGACGACACCGAUUCCCCAUCUACUCCUCAGGUCAAGACCAAUAAUACAACCCAGAUUCCCACUGUCGACAGGAGUAAGCUGCUCAAGCCUGACGAACCCCGGCGCUCGAACGACCAACAGUCUCAGCCGGACAGUGAAUCCAGCUAUGACCUUGUCAGCGGCAACACGAGUCGUGCGCCUGGCAGCCCUAAGGAGAAGAGUCCAACGACUGCGGCCAAGGACGACGACAGCGACGAAGACUGGGAAUGA